AUGACAGCCAUCAUGAUAACAGUAGCAGUACUGUUGCUUUUCAUUCAAACCACCCUGGAGGCUCCUGAAACAGGUAUGUUGUCCAUCUCAUUGGUUAUUGGUUUACACCUGAAACAGGUAUGUUGUCCAUCUCAUUGGUUAUUGGUUUACACCUGAAACAGGUAUGUUGUCCAUCUCAUUGGUUAUUGGUUUACACCUGAAACAGGUAUGUUGUCCAUCUCAUUGGUUAUUGGUUUACACCUGAAACAGGUAUGUUGUCCAUCUCAUUGGUUAUUGGUUUACACCUGAAACAGGUAUGUUGUCCAUCUCAUUGGUUAUUGGUUUACACCUGAAACAGGUAUGUUGUCCAUCUCAUUGGUUAUUGGUUUACUCUGCAGAGGACAGCUCUUUAGGUCUAACUCCUGUUCUGUCUUGUCCUGGCAGCUUAUUAGCCUAACCAUUUGGCUGAUCCAGAAUCCCAAUUGAGACCAAGGUCCAUUUUUCAAUGGGGCCCUGUAUGUAUGUGAUAGUGUUAUGUAGUCCUAUAACAGUGUUAUGUAGCCCUUGACAGUGUUACGUAUCCUUAUGCUAGUGUUAUGUAGCCCUAUGACAGUAUAGUGUAGCCCUAUAACAGGGUUAUGUAGCCCUAUGACAGGGUUAUGUAGCCCUAUGACAGGGUUAUGUAGCACUAUAACAGGGUUAUGUAGCCCUAUGACAGGGUUAUGUAGCCCUAUAACAGGGUUAUGUAGCCCUAUGACAGGGUUAUGUAGCCCUAUGACAGUGUUAUCCUGUUAAAUGUAAUGUCAAAAGGUACAUUUCCGCCUAAAUAAGCAUACCCAAAAGUAAUUAUUUAUCAUGAGAAGGCCAUAAACAAUACUUAGUAAUAUGUAAUACUGCCAGAAAGAUUACAAUCUCACGUUUCUGGAAUUUUCAAAAAUAAAUUGCUGAGGUGUAAUCACUUUUGAGGACACAAGCUCAAGUACACAGUAUAAAUGUAAUGAAAAUAUGAAAAAUAAUAUAUAAUUUUUUUCCUGUUCAACAAAAGAGGGGGGAAUAGGAAUUAAUAAUAAUAAUAUGCCAUUUAGCAGACGCUUUUAUCCAAAGCCACUUACAGUCAUGUGCGCAUGCAUUUUUACGUAUGGGUGGUCCCGGGGAUCGAACCCACUACCCUGGCGUUACAAGCGCCGUGCUCUAUCAGCUGAGCUACAGAGGACCACGAUUGCAAUGCUUUCUGAAUAUAGUAACAAUCAAAUUAUAAACGACUUACUAUAAGAUUUCACAUUUCUUAUAACUGUAAAAUAAAUAUGAUCGUAUUUAGUGACAGUACAAAAUUGGCACCAUUUCAUAUUACUGACAACAGAGCAUUUUCUGCCCAGCGUCCUCUGUGUGAUGCAGAGACGCCAUUCAAAUGCCUGCUGACUCAUUACAACUUCAGCUUUUUAAGCACAAAGUGAUUUAGUCCCUCUGUGACCAAGAGAAAGUGGUCUUGUUUCAGUUCUACAAAAUUAUUUUGUAUUUUUUUCAUGCUGAGAGCUAGAGAAGAUCACGGCGAGAUGAGUGCUGCAAUCACACAGGCAGAGGAAAUCGAUCCUUUUGUCUGGAUUGGCCAGAAAAUGUGAGGUGUCGCUCCCUAUGCAAAUGAGGUGUCAGAUUUCACAUGCUGCGUCUCAGAGAGCAGCAUGUGAAGCGGGACAACCGGAGCCUUCACACAGCAAAUGAUGUUGCGCCGUUUCACAGAGCGCUCUGUACACAAAAAUGUUGGUCCGACUCACAUCAAUAAUUUCAAAGCUCAAUCAUUUUCAAUUACGCGUAAUUUAAAAGCCCAUUUCUUAGAGAGUGUUACAAACUGGGACUAUGUUUUGUAACUUCCUUUGAAGAGUUGGUGAUUGGGUCUAAAUAGGCGUUGGUAGUCUAAAUUCAGUGUACUUUUCUUUAACUACCAUUUCCUGAAAGUCCGACUCUUCCGACACGUCAACACAUUUUUUCUCAGCUUAGUGCCUUCAGAAGGUAUUCACUACCUUUGGCAGGUUUGCAAAAUCUCUAAGAGCUUUGCAAACCUGGAUUGUACAAUAUCUGCCCAUUUUAUUAUUUUGAAAAUUCUUCAAGCUCUGUCAAGUUGGUUGUUGAUCAUUGCUAGACAGCCAUUUUCAAGUCUUGCCAUAGAUUUAAGUCAAAACUAACUAGGCCACUCAGGAACAUUCAGUGGCAUCAUUGUCAGAAAAACGUGUCUGUUUCUGGUCAGCUUGUGUUGUUGUCCUGCAGUAGCUAGCUUGCUAAAUCGGCCCUUUCCUAAGGCAUGGAUGGGGAUUUGGACUUGUGGUUUUGACUUAAUUCUCUCUCCAGGCAAUGUUUAUGACGGCGAUUCUGAUCUAACCAUAAAUUAAUAUAUUGUGCCACUGGCCUGAGACGAUUGAAGUUCAAUAUGUAGCCUAGAAGUAACCUAGUAGGCUCAUGUUAACUAACGUUAGCUAGCUAACUUAGCUGGUUCAUUGUUGCGCACGCAUGCAAGCACACACACACACACACACACACACACACACACACACACACACACACACACACACACACACACAUACACAGAAAUCAGCCCCAUGGACACCCACAUGAUUCUUAGCAACAUGAUUGGACUAAAUUGUUUGUUUUUGUGCAUACACUGCCGAUUUUGCAGGUUUUCCUACUUACAAAGCAUGUAGAGGUCUGUAAUUUUUAUCAUAGGUACACUUCAACUGUGAGAGACGGAAUCUAAAACAAAAAUCCAGAAAAUCACAUUGUAUGAUUUUUAAGUAAUUCAUUUGCAUUCUAUUGCAUGACAUACAGUGGGGGAAAAAAGUAUUUAGUCAGCCACCAAUUGUGCAAGUUCUCCCACUUAAAAAGAUGAGAGAGGCCUGUAAUUUUCAUCAUAGGUACACGUCAACUAUGACAGACAAAAUGAGAUUUUUUUUCUCCAGAAAAUCACAUUGUAGGAUUUUUAAUGAAUUUAUUUGCAAAUUAUGGUGGAAAAUAAGUAUUUAGUCACCUACAAACAAGCAAGGUUUCUGGCUCUCACAGACCUGUAACUUCUUUAAGAGGCCCUCCUGUUCUCCACUCAUUACCUGUAUUAACUGCACCUGUUUGAACUCGUUACCUGUAAAAAGACACCUGUCCACACUCAAUCAAACAGACUCCAACCUCUCCACAAUGGCCAAGACCAGAGAGCUGUGUAAGGACAUCCGGGAUAAAAUUGUAGACCUGCACAAGGCUGGGAUGGGCUACAGGACAAUAGGCAAGCAGCAUGGUGAGAAGGCACCAACUGUUGGCGCAAUUAUUAGAAAAUGGAAGAAGUUCAAGAUGACGGUCAAUCACCCUCGGUCUGGGGCUCCAUGCAAGAUCUCACCUCGUGGGGCAUCAAUGAUCAUGAGGAAGGUGAGGGAUCAGCCCAGAACUACACGGCAGGACCUGGUCAAUGACCUGAAGAGAGCUGGGACUACAGUCUCAAAGAAAACCAUUAGUAACACACUAUGCCGUCAUGGAUUAAAAUCCUGCAGCGCACGCAAGGUCCCCCUGCUCAAGCCAGCGCAUGUCCAGGCCCGUCUGAAGUUUGCCAAUGACCAUCUGGAUGAUCCAGAGGAGGAAUGGGAGAAGGCCAUGUGGUCUGAUGAGACAAAAAUAGAGCUUUUUGGUCUAAACUCCACUCGCCGUGUUUGGAGGAAGAAGGAUGAGUACAACCCCAAGAACACCAUCCCAACCGUGAAGCAUGGAGGUGGAAACGUCAUUCUUUGGGGAUGCUUUUCUGCAAAGGGGACAGGACGACUGCACCGUAUUGAGGGGAGGAUGGAUGGGGCAAUGUAUCACGAGAUCUUGGCCAACAACCUCCUUCCCUCAGUAAGAGCAUUGAAGAUGGGUCGUGGCUGGGUCUUCCAGCAUGACAACGACCCGAAACACACAGCCAGGGCAACUAAGGAGUGGCUCCGUAAGAAGCAUCUCAAGGUCCUGGAGUGACCUAGCCAGUCUCCAGACCUGAACCCAAUAUAAAAUCUUUGGAGGGAGUUGAAAGUCCGUAUUGCCCAGCGACAGCCCCGAAACCUGAAGGAUCUGGAGAAGGUCAGUAUGGAGGAGUGGGCCAAAAUCCCUGCUGCAGUGUGUGCAAACCUGGUCAAGACCUACAGGAAACGUACAGUGGGGGAAAAAAAGUAUUUAGUCAGCCACCAAUUGUGCAAGUUCUCCCACUUAAAAAGAUGAGAGAGGCCAGCAAUUUUCAUCAUAGGUACACGUCAACUAUGACAGACAAAAUGAGAUUUUUUUUCUCCAGAAAAUCACAUUGUAGGAUUUUUAAUGAAUUAUUUGCAAAUUAUGGUGGAAAAUAUGUAUUUGGUCAAUAACAAAAGUUUCUCAAUACUUUGUUAUAUACCCUUUCUUGGCAAUGACACAGGUCAAACGUUUUCUGUAAGUCUUCACAAGGUUUUCACACACUGUUGCUGGUAUUUUGGCCCAUUCCUCCAUGCAGAUCUCCUCUAGAGCAGUGAUGGUUUGGGGCUGUCGCUGGGCAACACGUACUUUCAACUCCCUCCAAAGAUUUUCUAUGGGGUUGAGAUCUGGAGACUGGCUAGGCCACUCCAGGACCUUGAAAUGCUUUUUACGAAGCCACUCCUUCGUUGCCCGGGCGGUGUGUUUGGGAUCAUUGUCAUGCUGAAAGACCCAGCCACGUUUCAUCUUCAAUGCCCUUGCUGAUGGAAGGAGGUUUUCACUCAAAAUCUCACGAUACAUGGCCCCAUUCAUUCUUUCCUUUACACGGAUCAGUCGUCCUGGUCCCUUUGCAGAAAAACAGCCCCAAAGCAUGAUGUUUCCAUCCCCAUGCUUCACAGUAGGUAUGGUGUUCUUUGGAUGCAACUCAGCAUUCUUUGUCCUCCAAACACGACGAGUUGAGUUUUUACCAAAAAGUUCUAUUUUGGUUUCAUCUGACCAUAUGACAUUCUCCCAAUCCUCUUCUGGAUCAUCCAAAUGCACUCUAGCAAACUUCAGACGGGCCUGGACAUGUACUGGCUUAAGCAGGGGGACACAUCUGGCACUGCAGGAUUUGAGUCCCUGGCGGCGUAGUGUGUUACUGAUGGUAGGCUUUGUUACUUUGGUCCCAGCUCUCUGCAGGUCAUUCACUAGGUCCCCCCGUGUGGUUCUGGGAUUUUUGCUCACUGUUCUUGUGAUCAUUUUGACCCCACGGGGUGAGAUCUUGGAUCUCCCAGAUCGAGGGAGAUUAUCAGUGGUCUUGUAUGUCUUCCAUUUCCUAAUAAUUGCUCCCACAGUUGAUUUCUUCAAACCAAGCUGCUUACCUAUUGCAGAUUCAGUCUUCCCAGCCUGGUGCAGGUCUACAAUUGUGUUUCUGGUGUCCUUUGACAGCUCUUUGGUCUUGGCCAUAGUGGAGUUUGGAGUGUGACUGUUUGAGGUUGUGGACAGUUGUCUUUUAUACUGAUAACAAGUUCAAACAGGUGCCAUUAAUACAUUUAACGAGUGGAGGACAGAGGAGCCUCUUAAAGAAGAAGUUACAGGUCUGUGAGAGCCAGAAAUCUUGCUUGUUUGUAGGUGACCAAAUACUUAAUAAUUUGCAAAUAAAAUCAUUAAAAAUCCUACAAUGUGAUUUUCUGGAUUUUUUUUUCUCAAUUUGUCUGUCAUAGUUGAUGUGUACCUAUGAUGAAAAUUACAGGCCUCUCUCAUCUUUUUAAGUGGGAGAACUUGCACAAUUGGUGGCUGACUAAAUACUUUUUUCCCCCACUGUAUAUAUACAGUGAGGGAAAAAAGUAUUUGAUCCCCUGCUGAUUUUGUACGUUUGCCCACUGACAAAGAAAUUAUCAGUCUAUAAUUUUAAUGGUAGGUUUAUUUGAACAGUGAGAGACAGAAUAACAACAAAAAAAUCCAGAAAAACGCAUGUCAAAAAUGUUAUAAAUUGAUUUGCAUUUUAAUGAGGGAAAUAAGUAUUUGACCCCCUCUCAAUCAGAAAGAUUUCUGGCUCCCAGGUGUCUUUUCUACAGGUAACGAGCUGAGAUUAGGAGCACAUUCUUAAAGGGAGUGCUCCUAAUAUCAGCUUGUUACCUGUAUAAAAGACACCUGUCCACAGAAGCAAUCAAUCAAUCCGAUUCCAAACUCUCCACCAUGGCCAAGACCAAAGAGCUCUCCAAGGAUGUCAGGGACAAGAUUUUAGACCUACACAAGGCUGGAAUGGGCUACAAGACCAUCGCCAAGCAGCUUAGUGAGAAGGUGACAACCGUUGGUGCGAUUAUUCGCAAAUGGAAGAAACACAAAAUAACUGUCAAUCUCCCUCAGCCUGGGGCUCCAUGCAAGAUCUCACCUCGUGGAGUUGCAAUGAUCAUGAGAAUGGUGAGGAAUCAGCCCAGAACUACACGGGAGGAUCUUGUCAAUGAUCUCAAGGCAGCUGGGACCAUAGUCACCAAGAAAACAAUUGAUAACACACUACGCUGUGAAGGACUGAAAUCCUGCAGCGCCCGCAAGGUACCCCUGCUCAAGAAAGCACAUAUACAGGCCCAUCUGAAGUUUGCCAAUGAACAUCUGAAUGAUUCAGAGGAGAACUGGGUAAAAGUGUUGUGGUCAGAUGAGACCAAAAUGGAGCUCUUUGGCAUCAACUCAACUCGCCGUGUUUGGAGGAGAAGGAAUGCUGCCUAUGACCCCAAGAACACCAUUCCCACCAUCAAACAUGGAGGUGGAAACAUUAUGCUUUUGGGGUCAUAGGGACAGGACAACUUCACCGCAUCAAAGGGACGAUGGACGGCGCCAUGUACCGUCAAAUCUUGGGUGAGAACUUCCUUCCCUCAGCCAGGGCAUUGAAAAUGGGUCAUGGAUGGGUAUUCCAGCAUGACAAUGACCCAAAACACACGGCCAAGGCAACAAAGGAGAGGCUCAAGAAGAAGCACAUUAAGGUCCUGGAGUGGCCUAGCCAGUCUCCAGACCUUAAUCCCAUAGAAAAUCUGUGGAGGGAGCUGAAGGUUCGAGUUGCCAAAUGUCAUGCUCGAAACCUUAAUGACUUGGAGAAGAUCUGCAAAGAGCAAUGGGACAAAAUCCCUCCUGAGAUGUGUGAAAACCUGGUGGCCAACUACAAGAAAAGUCUGACCUCUGUAAUUGACAACAAGGGUUUUGCCACCAAGUACUAAGUCAUGUUUUGCAGAGGGGUCAAAUACUUAUUUCCCUAAUUAAAAUGCAAAUCAAUUCAUAACAUUUUUGACAUGCGUUUUUCUGGAUUUUUCUGUUGAUAUUCUGUCUCUCACUGUUCAAAUAAACCUACCAUUAAAAUUAUAGACUGAUCAUGUCUUUGUCAGUGGGCAAACGUACAAAAUCAGUAGGGGAUCAAAUACUUUUUUCCCCUCACUGUGUAUAUAUAUAUAUAUAUUUAUAUAUAUAUAUAUAAUUAUUGUAAAAUUAACUCUGUCCAUAAGGUGUAGAUAGUAAGUAUAGACCGGAAGUAGAGGCCUGGGCAUUGUUGUUCACUAAUUUAGGGAAAGGAUGGUGGGGUUGAAAAGUAAUAAAGGGGAGUAUAUAUAUAUAUUUUUUUAAACAUGGGGGAUUGGAAGUGAUGCAGACAAUUACAUUGAUAGAAGAUACAAUCUAUCUGCAAUAUUAAGCUGAUCCAUUCCCCCAGAAAAAAAAAAGAAUGUGAAAUGUCAGAAUAAUAGUAGAGAGUGAUUUAUUUCAGCUUUUAUUUAUUUCAUCACAUUCCCAGUGGGUCAGAAGUUUACAUACGCUUAAUUAGUAUUUGGUAGCAUUGCCUUUAAAUUAUUUAACUUGGGUCAAACGAUUCGGGUAGCCUUCCACAAGCUUCCCACAAUAAGUUGGGUGAAUUUUGGCCCUUUCCUCCUGACAGAGCUGGUGUAACUGAGUCAGGUUUGUAGGCCUCCUUGCUCGCACACGCUUUUUCAGUUCUGCCCACAAAUGUUCUAUAGGAUUGAGGUCAGGGCUUUGUGAUGGCCACUCCAAUACCUUGACUUUGUUGUCCUUAAGCCAUUUUGCCACAACUUUGGAAGUAUGCUUGGGGUCAUUGUCCAUUUUGAAGACCCAUUUGCGACCAAGCUUUAACUUCCUGACUGAUGUCUUGAGAUGUUGCUUCAAUAUAUCCACAUAAUUUUCCUUCCUCAUGAUGCCAUCUAUUUUGUGAAGUUCACCAGACCCUCCUGCAGCAAAGCACCCCCACAGCAUGAUGCUGCCACCCCCGUGCUUCAUGGUUGGGAUGGUGUUCUUCGGCUUGCAAAGCAACCCCUUUUUCCUCCAAACAUAAACAAUGGUCAUUAUGGCCAAACAGUUCUAUUUUUGUUUAAUCAGACCAGAGGACAUUUCUCCAAAAAGUACGAUCUUUGUCCCCAUGUGCAGUUGCAAACCGUAGUCUGGCUUUUUUAUGGCGGUUUUGAAGCAGUGGCUUCUUCCUUGCUGAGUGGCCUUUCAGGUUAUGUCGAUAUAGGACUCGUUUUACUGUGGAUAUAGAUACUUUGGUACCUGUUUCCUCCAGCAUCUUCACAAGGUCCUUUGCUGUUGUUCUGGGAUUGAUUUGCAUUUUUCUUACCAAAGUACGUUCAUCUCUAGGAGACAGAACGCGUCUCCUUCCUGAGCGGUAUGACGGCUGCGUGGUCCCAUGGUGUUUAUACUUGCGUACUAUUGUUUGUACAGAUGAACGAGGUCUUGGCUGAUUUCUUUUGAUUUUCCCAUGAUGUCAAGCAAAAAGAAAUUUGUGGAGUGAUUGAAAAACGAGUUUUAAUGACUCCAACCAAAGUGUUUGUAAACUUCCGACUUCAACUGACAUUUAAAAUGUAUUAAAUGUACAUUUUGUGUCACUGAUCUAACACAACAAAAUGUGGAAAGUCCAGGCUUUCCGAAGGCGCUGUAUAUUCUCCAUACUUGCCCAGAGUGUCACAUUCAUUUAAUGACGGGUCAGACCAAGGCGCAGCUUGAUAUGCGUAUAUGUUUAUUUUAACUGUUAAACACACGACAAAACAACAAAGGAAACGAAACGUGAAGUCCAAGGUAGCACACACAACAUACCUUAUCCGGAACAAGAUCCCACAACUAGACUGUGCCAAUAGGCUGCUUAAGUAUGGUCCCCAAUCAGAGACAACGAGCGACAGCUGCCUCUGAUUGGGAACCUCACCGGCCAACAUAAAUCCACACAUGCUAGAUAUACAACAUAGAAUAUAUACAAACAAAACAUAUAAGAGUCCCCUGAGUCAGGGCGUGACACAGAGGGAAUUGUUGACAUUGUCAAUGAUUUAGUCUAGAUAACUUCCUUUGGAAAAAAAAUGAAUUUUACGUACGUUUUUAGUAUUUUACAGGUAAAAAGAUGACAAAAAGUAUUCAUCUACAAUCUGCUCUGGACAAGUCCGGUCCUUGAAUGUCUUAAAAAAUGAAACCAAAAUAUUUAGUCUGACUUCAUCCAGUGUCCAGAAAAAAAAAAAAAAAAAAUCGAUUUGCGCGAUAUCCAAAUAUGCACAAUUUAUUGAGAUCACCUAAUUUGCAUACAUUACCAGUCAAACGUUUGGACACACCUACUCAUUCAAGGGUUUUAAUUUAUUUUAAUAUUUUCUAUAGUGAAGAAAUCAUGUAGUAACCAGAAAAGUGUUAAACAAAUCAAAAACCUUCCGGAGACACUUGAAACCCCACCUCUUUAAGGAAUACCUGGGAUAGGAUAAAGUAAUCCUUCUACCCCCCUUGCCCCCCCCCCCCCCCCCCCCCCCCCCCCCCCCAAAAAAAAAGAUAUAACAUACAAAAAAUACACAAAUAAUUAUAUUGUAAAGUGGUUAUCCCACUGGCUAUCAUAAGGUGAAUGCACCAAUUUGUAAGUCACUCUGAAUAAGAGCGUCUGCUAAAUGAUGUAAAUGUAAUAUUUGAGAUUCUUCAAAUAGCCACCCUUUUGCCUUGAUGACAGCUUUGCACACUCUUGGCAUUCUCUCAACCAGCUUCACCUGGAAUGCUUUUCCAACAGUCUUGAAGGAGUUCCCACAUAUGCUGAGCACUUGUUGGCUGCUUUUCCUUCACUCUGCCGUCCGACUCAUCCCAAACCAUCUCAAUUGGGUUGAGGUUCGGGGGAUUGUGGAGGCCAGGUCAUCUGAUGCAGCACUCAAUCACUCUCCUUCUUGGUAAAAAAAACCCUUACACAGCCUGGAGGUGUGUUGGGUCAUUGUCCUGUUGAAAAACAAAUGAUAGUCCCACUAAGCCCAAACCAGAUGGGAUGGCAUAUCGCUGCAGAAUGCUGUGGUAGCCAUGCUGGUUAAGUGUGCCUUGAAUUCUAAAUAAAUCCCAGACGGUGUCACCAGCAAAGCACCCCCACACCAUAACACCUCCUCCUCCAUGCUUUAUGGUGGGAACUACACAUGCGGAGAUCAUCUGUUCACCCACACCGCGUCUCACAAAGACAUGGCGGUUGGAACCAAAAAUCUCAAAUUUAGACUCCAGACCAAUGGACAAAUUUCCACCGGUCUAAUGUCCAUUGUUCAUGUUUCUUGUCCCAAGCAUGUCUCUUCUUCUUAUUGGUGUCCUUUAGUAGUGGUUUCUUUGCAGCAAUUUGACCAUGUAGGCCUGAUUCACACAGUCUCCUCUGAACAGUUGAUGUUGAGUGUCUGUGACUUGAACUCUGUGAAGUAUUUAUUUGGGCUGCUAUUUCUGAGGCUGGUAACUCUAAUGAACUUAUCCUCUUCAGCAGAGGUAACUCUGGGUCUUCCUUUCCUGUGGUGGUCCUCAUCAGAGCCAGUUUCAUCACAGCACUUGAUGGUUUUUGCGACUGCACUUGAAGAAACGUUCAAAGUUCUUGACAUUUUCCGUAUUGACUGACCUUCAUGUUAAAGUAAUGAUGGACUGUCGUUUCUCUUUGCUUAUUUGAGCUGUUCUUGCCAUAAUAUGGACUUGGUCUUUUACCAAAUAGGGCUAUCUUCUGUAUACCCCCCUACCGUUACACAACACAACUGAUUGGCUCAAACGCAUUAAGAAGGAAAUAAAUUCCACAAAUUAACUUUUAAGAAGGCACACCUGUUAAUUGAAAUACAUUCCAGGUGACUACCUCAUGAAGCUGGUUGAGAGAAUGCCAAGAGUGUACAAAGCUGUCAUCAAGGCAAAGGUGGCUACUUUGAAGAAAAAAUAAAAUAAUGGUUACUUCAUGAUUCCACAUGUGUUACUUCAUAGUUUUGAUGUCUUCUCUAUUAUUCUACAAUGUAGAAAACAGUAAAAAUAAGAAAAACCCUGGAAUGAGUAGGCGUGUCCAAACUUUGACUGGUACUGUAUGUUAAUAGCAUGUAUAGUAAAAUGUGAAGAAGUGUUAUAUUUGGGUUUACAUUGAACCGGUAAAAGUUGAUUUUGAAAUGAUUAAGGGAAAACAAUUCCUUAUGAGGGUGUGUUGCCUGGCCUUAAGAGGAUUUAUGUAGCCCUAUAACAGGGGUAUUUAGCCCUAUGACAGUGUUAUGUAGCCCUAUAACAGGGUUAUGUAGCCCUAUAACAGGGUUAUGUAGCCUUAUGACAGGGUUAUGUAGCCCUAAAACAGGGUUAUCUAGCCCUAUAACAGGGUUAUGUAGCCCUAUAACAGGGUUAUGUAGCCCUAUGACAGUGUUAUGUGGCCCUAUGACAGGGUUAUGUAGCCCUAUGUCAGUGUUAUGUCGCCCUAUGACAGGGUUAUGUAGCCCUAUGACAGUUAAAAAGCACUUCUGAAAGAGGGUUCAAUUAAAGUUAAAAUGUUUGCCUGUUAUGUCAGUGCUGGUUAGUGAUUUUGUUUUUGUAAUUUUCCUUUGUAGACGGUCCCUUCAUUCUCUUCAAUGCAGCCAGUGGCAUUAAACAGGGUCUGGCACGUUGGGUGUCAGGGGGACGUCUCUACUACCCCAGCAUUAGGAAGUGUGCUGGGGUCUCUGGGAAGAAAGAGGGUAGUACCCUGGUGUUUUCUGACUGUGAUGAGAAUAGCCACCUCCAGCAGUGGGAGUGUAGUAACCACACACUGCUCAAUCUGAAAGGACAGACUCUGUACCUCCACAUCAACGACAACAAUGAUCGGGUGCUGUCCAGAGACAUGGGGCCUCGGAGUCGCUGGAUCGUCUUCGGUACAACGGACGGCCCCUGCUCAAGGACCCACAGAGGUACGGGAUUUCUCAUUUAUUAGGAUUUUACACAAAGUCUCAACACAUUUCACAAGAAGCAAGGUUAAAGGCAGGUUACAUAUAACUCCCUGACCAAGGCCCUUCUCCCCCGAUUGCUCACAUAACUACAUCUGACAGUAGUUUAGUUUUUUUGUUUGUUUAAUAAUUCAACCAUUAAAAAAAAUCAAGCACACAUAAAACUUGAAAAAGCCGUACAUGCACAUGAGUAAAAUCAUGGAGGAAAACACACAUUACAGUCUGGGACUUCUUUCCAUGGUGGUCCUCCGGAGACAAGAUGGCUGGCAAGAUGGAACACAGUAUGACAACCAGAUUAUAAAACAAAAAACGAAGAAGAAGAACAUCUAUCUCAUCAUUGCAGUUACAUCGUAGGGGUCAUUCAUAUGGGCACAGAAGACAUCAAACAGGUUUUUACUUUUUAAGCUGCCCAGAGAGGACGUCGUUUUUCUGGGCAGAGGCAGCUCAUUCCACUCUGAGGCUCCAGUAUACGUGAUAAUACCUUUCCCAGCAUUACCCCUGAACCUGUAUAAGCACACAUUAGCAACAGCUGAUCUGGCGCUGUGAUUGUUUGCAUCCCUAACACGGGGAAAGUAAUCACUUAGAUAGUACAUUUUAACGACUGCAGGUUACACAUAACUACAUUUGACAGUACAUUUUAUUGGAAAAAAAAACAACCUACAUAUUUUCCCCGGGAAAACCACAAGUAAGAACCCCACACCAAACACACCACAGGGACACACCCCCAAAAAGGAAAAAAGGGACAGACCACAACGUGUCCCCAAAUAUGUUUAAAUAGGGGGCCAAUUCCCAACAAGGGCACCCGGGGGGGAAGGGGGGGCCCGGGGGGGGGAGAGGGGCAGGGGGGGGGGGGGCGGGAGGCGGGGGCAAAGGGGGGGCGGGGAGGGGGAGAGGGCAGGGGGGGCAGAGGGAGGGGGGCAGGGGGGCAGGGGGAGGGGGCAGGGGGCGGGGGAGGGGGGGGGGGCAGGGGGCAGGGGGGGGCAGGGGAGGGGGCGGGGGCAGGGGGCGGGGGGAGGGGGCGAGGGGCAGGGGGCAGGGGGCAGGGGGGCGGGGGGCAGGGGGAGAGGGGAGGGGGGGGAAGGCAGGGGGAGGGGGGGCAGGGAGGGGGGACAGGGGCAGGGGAGGGAGGGCAGAGGGGCAGGAGGGGGGGGGGAGAGGGGCAGGGGGGCAGGGAGGAGGGGGGAGAGGGGCAGGGAGGCAGAGGGGAGAGGGGCAGAGGGGAGGGAGGGAGGGGGAAAGGGGGGCGAGGGGCAGAGGGGCAGGGAGGCAGGGGGGCAGGGAGGAGGGGGCAGAGGGGCAGGGGGGCAGAGAGGCGAGGGGCAGAGGGGAGGGAGGGAGGGGGGAAGGGAGGGCAGCGGGGCAGAGGGGCAGGGAGGAAGGGGGGCAGGGAGGAGGGGGGCAGAGGGCAGGGGGGAGGAGGAGAGGGGAGGAGGGGCAGGGAGGCAGGGGGGCAGGGAGGCAGGGGGCAAGAGGGGCAGGGGGGCAGAGAGGCAGGAAGGGGCAGAGGGGCAGGGAGGGAGGGGGGCAGGGAGGCCGAGGGGCAGAGGGGCAGGGAGGCAGGGGGGGGGAGGGGGGCAGGGGGGCAGAGGGGGGAGGGGGGCGGGAGGCAGAGGGGCAGGAGGCAGAGGGGCAGUAAAACCUUGGGGGUGAAACCUACGUCACACUGAGCACUUAACCACAUAGCAACACCCACACACACACACUCACACACUCACACCACUCCAAGUAACCCCUUGUCCACUGUUUCCUUCAGAACUCUUUACCAUCGGAAGGAAACGCAUUUGAGCAGCCCUGUUCAGUUUCCCUUCCUGGACAAAGACCAAUGGUAAUCGGAGACUGUACCGUGAUGGUGACGCCUCUGGUUGGAACGCCCUCUGGUGUUGCCACCGAAACAAACAUACCAAGACAAUGAAAUGUGGGGCUACUGUCCAUCCAAAUAACUGAGUAUACCAUCCUGUUUACGUACUGUGGGUCAAUAUAACGCACCUGUUAGAUAGUGCUACUAUUUUCUUUCUCUCUCUCCUCUCUCUCCUCUCCCUCUUCUCUCUCUCUCAGCCGCUCGCUUCUCUUCUCUCUCUCUCUCUCGAUCUCUCUCUCUCUCUCUCUCGAGCUUCUUCCUCUCUCUUCUCUCUCCUCUCCUCUGUCUCUCUCUCUCUCUCUCUGUCUCUUCUCUCUCUCUCUCUCUCCUCUCUCUCUCUCUCUCUCUCUCUCUCUCUCUCUGUCUCUCUGUCUCUCUGUCUCUCUUCUCUUCUCUCUCUCUCUCUCUCUCUGUCUCUGUCUCUGUCUCUGUCUCUCUCUCUCUCCCUCAUCCCUCAUCCUCAUCCUAUAGCUAUGGAGCAUUGGCAUAAGAACCCAGUCACAGGUGCAUUCUACCAGGUGAACCUCCGCUCUGCCCUGACCUGGCACCAGGCUCGGACCAGCUGCCAACAGCAGGGAGCAGACUUGGCCUCAAUCACCGCACCCCACGAGCAGAGCUACUUAUCAGGUAGUGCCACCUGGUGGCCAUGCUCACAUUCACAUACAUCAGGCGUGUCAAACUCCAACCCUGGAGGGCCGAGUUGUCUGCUGGUUUUUAUUUCCUUUCAAUUCAAGACCUAGCUUAACGAAUCAAUCAAGUAGAAGGAAGGAGCGAAAACCUGCAGACAUUCUGUCCAUUAGGACUGGAGUUAGAGACGUCCACCAUUCUAAAGCACUACUGGAGUUAGAGACGUCCACCAUUCUAAACACUACUGGAGUUAGAGACGUCCACCGUUCUAAACACUACUGGAGUUAGAGACGUCCACCGUUCUAAAGCACUACUGGAGUUAGAGACGUCCACCAUUCUAAACACUACUGGAGUUAGAGACGUCCACCGUUCUAAAGCACUACUGGAGUUAGAGACGUCCACCGUUCUAAAGCACUACUGCUAUUCAAAUCUGCACAGCAGUCUUCUUACAGCCCAGUAUAUACACACUUCCUUCCACAUAAUAUCAUGUACUACUGUGUUUAUUAGUGUACUGUUCAUGUACUAUUUAUGUCACAUGCAACUUUCUCUCCUUCUCUGUCUUACACACAGGCCUGGUUGGUAGAGAGCAUGUGCCGCUGUGGACGGGGCUGAACGCUCUGGAGCAGGACAGUGGGUGGCAGUGGAGCAGUGGAAAGCCCCUCCGCUACUUCCGCUGGGACUCGGGUGAGUUCUCACCUUUUCACUGUUCCCUUUACGGUGCACUACUUUGACCAGGGUCUGUUGCACUAUAUAGGGAAUAGGGUGCACCAUUUUGGACACAGAUUAGAUGGGACGUCACAAUGAGACUUUACAUUUUAUGGGACUCUGGUGAGAACAUUAAGCAUUUGUUAAUGUUACGAUUCUUGUUGUUGUUAGUCUUCAGAUGUAGUGAUAUAUCUGUUGUUAGUCUUCAGAUGUAGUGAUAUAUCUGUUGUUAGUCUUCAGAUGUAGUGAUAUAUCUGUUGUUAGUCUUCAGAUGUAGUGAUAUCUGUUGUUAGUCUUCAGAUGUAGUGAUAUAUCUGUUGUUAGUCUUCAGAUGUAGUGAUCUAUCUGUUGUUAGUCUUCAGAUGUAGUGAUCUAUCUGUUGUUAGUCUUCAGAUGUAGUGAUAUAUCUGUUGUUAGUCUUCAGAUGUAGUGAUAUAUCUGUUGUUAGUCUUCAGAUGUAGUGAUAUAUCUGUUGUUAGUCUUCAGAUGUAGUGAUAUAUCUGUUGUUAGUCUUCAGAUGUAGUGAUCUAUCUGUUGUUAGUCUUCAGAUGUAGUGAUAUAUCUGUUGUUAGUCUUCAGAUGUAGUGAUAUAUCUGUUGUUAGUCUUCAGAUGUAGUGAUAUAUCUGUUGUUAGUCUUCAGAUGUAGUGAUCUAUCUGUUGUUAGUCUUCAGAUGUAGUGAUAUAUCUGUUGUUGUUGUUUGUCUGUAGGUCACCCUCUCCCUGAUCCUGGUCAGAUCUGUGGACUGGUCAACCCGGCUCAGCAGUCCUACUGGCAGAGCUCCCUGUGCUCCAAGUCACUAGGCUACGUCUGUCAGAAAGACCCACCUACAGCCCCUGUUCAGCCAGGUACGUCUGUCAGAAAGACCCACCUACAGCCCCUGUUCAGCCAGGUACGUCUGUCAGAAAGCCCACCUAGAGUCCCUGUUCAGCCAGGUACGUCUGUCAGAAAGACCCACCUACAGCCCCUGUUCAGCCAGGUACGUCUGUCAGAAAGACCCACCUACAGCCCCUGUUCAGCCAGGUACGUCUGUCAGAAAGACCCACCUACAGCCCCUGUUCAGCCAGGUACGUCUGUCAGAAAGACCCACCUAGAGCCCCUGUUCAGCCAGAUCCAACACUCCAUUCUACUCUGCUCAAUUCAUUUCAGACUAGUCCAGUCCAUUUUAGUCUAGUCCAGUCUAGUCUAGUCCAGUCCAUUUCAAUCCAGUCCAGUUCGUUUUGAUUCUGUUCAGUCCAUUUCAGUCCAGUCUAGUCCAGUUCAGUUCUUUAUGAUUUGAUUUGGUUUAGUAUGGGCAGGUGUAUUUGUUGUAGCACAGUAUUCUUAAAUGUGUUUCCAUGUGUUUGUGAUCAUCAGAAGAGGCAGGUUCAUGCUCCGGUCCGUGGAUUCCCUACGCUGCCAGGUGCUACCGCCUCCAGCGCACUAAGAAGACCUGGACAGAGGCUCAGAUGGAAUGUCGCAAGGACGGAGGCGACCUGGCCAGCAUCCACAACAUCGAGCAGCACAGCUUUGUGAUGUCACAGCUGGGAUAUGGUCAGUGAAACACUGAUACGCUAGAGUUCGCACGUUAGACAGUGAGUGAAAAGGGUAACUCCAACUCACCUCUCCUCUUCCCACCUCCCCUCCCCUCCUCUCCUCUCCUCUGUCCCAGCGGCCGCUGACGAGCUGUGGAUCGGGAUGAACGACGUCAAGACGCCCCUACUGUUUGAGUGGAGCGACCAAUCCCCUGUCCCUACACCAGGUGGGGAAGCCAUGCUAAGGGGGGGCAACUGUGUCCUGGUCAGGGGAGAG
Coregonus sp. 'balchen' is the source of this 17072-nucleotide messenger RNA. The record is from the annotation of a GenBank genome assembly. Lineage: Eukaryota; Metazoa; Chordata; Actinopteri; Salmoniformes; Salmonidae.